Messenger RNA from Quercus lobata, 501 nucleotides. RefSeq lists its product as uncharacterized. Gene Ontology annotation, molecular function: electron transfer activity. The transcript is spliced from 3 exons. The record is from RefSeq and is a predicted model, not a curated record. Bases 1 to 501 code for a protein of 166 amino acids. Lineage: Eukaryota; Viridiplantae; Streptophyta; Magnoliopsida; Fagales; Fagaceae.
AUGGGUUUCACAGUUGCACAAGGACUCAUGCUUGUGCUGCUAAUUGCUUCCACAAUGGCACUUAGCACAGCCAACAAGGGUUGGCAAUUUGGGAAUUGGCCUUACCGUGGCCUUUACCACCCCAAUAAUAUACAAACUUCCAAUAGGAUCAUCGUGGGCAACUCCUACCACUGGAACUAUGGCUUUAACUACACCGAUUGGGCAAUCAAACAUGGCCCUUUCUACCUAAAUGACACUCUAGUUUUCAAAUAUGAUCCACCAACUCCAAACUCAUAUCCUCGUAGUGUUUACUUGCUACCAAACCUCCAGAGCUUCAUUAAAUGUGACUUGAGAAAUGCCCAGAAGUUGGGAAAUGCGACACAAGGAGCUGGGGAGGGCUUUGAGUUUGUGCUAAAAAGGCCAUGGCAACCUCACUACUUUGCUUGCGGUGAGCAUGAUGGCAUUCAUUGCAAGAAUGGAACCAUGAAGUUCUUUGUGAUGCCAAUAUACCGCUGCAAAUAA